Messenger RNA from Parnassius apollo (apollo), 1299 nucleotides. The record is from the annotation of a GenBank genome assembly. Lineage: Eukaryota; Metazoa; Arthropoda; Insecta; Lepidoptera; Papilionidae.
AUGGUUUACCGUACUACAGCGAUUAUCGCCCUACAACUUAUUUUAAUACAGAAUGCAUUCAGUCAAUGUAUCAACCGAGUGCUGCCGAACUGUGGACAAAACAUAAUUCCUGAGGUAGUGAUAAAUACUCCAACUACGGCACCAUUGAUACUGGAUAGACCGCUGGAACUCGCACCAGUUAUUAUCCAGGACAGCAGCGUAGCGAAUAGUUUGGCUAAUGCUCUGCAGUUGCUCGUAGUGAGCAAUUUAUUGAGCAACACGUUGCCUAAUCCCUGCUGUGAGGUUCUAGCACCUGCAUUUACACCUGUAGAGAUCGCUCCUAAUUACGUACCAAUCGAAGUCAUCGGAGGAAAUGGUGCUAUUAUGGCUCCUAACUUUUUUAAACUUUUACUGAUUGAAUUACUUGUUAAUAAGGUCAUGUCGUCGUAUCUACAGCAAGCACAGCAAUAUUUUCAAGUACCGGGACAAUCCUAUUACCAAAUUUCCGGAACGCCGCCAACGCAGGCAGUGUCGCAUCCUUAUAAGCCGUCGGUACCUACUUCAUACCAACCUUCAGUUAGUUCAACGUAUAUGGACUACUCUUCAUAUCCAACACUAACAUCGCCGUAUACAGUAGCCGAAAAUUUUCAAUCAUAUAAGAUCCCAGUACCAAAUUCCGCACAACCGCCAAAAAUACCUUCUUCUCCUUUAGUGUCUAAACCAACAAACUCUCCAAAAAUAACACAUUCUGGUUAUGACUCAAAUGUUUUAAAUAAUUUAGCAAUUGCUUUACAAUUAUUAAUUCUCAAUAAUUUGCUAAAUACGCCGAUAUCAGAACAAGUCCUAAUACCUAAUCCUUUCUCAACUCAUCAAAAAACGAAGAAUGAGUACGAAUCAGUUCAGACUAUAAAUCCUGUUGCAGCUUAUUACGAAACGUCAUCGUCUUAUUCUAAUAAUUAUCUCAACUCUCAUGUACCUGUUAGUCAAUCAUACUCCACACAUGCUCAGCCAACCGAAUAUAGGGCUUAUUUUGAAACAAACCCUUAUGACCAGACCACACUUUCACAGUAUUCUCUACCAAAUGCCAAUUAUUUAGGAUCUAAUAACUUGGGUGGGUUAUUGGGCUCGUUUGGCGUGCCUCCUGCUACAACUAGGCCAGGCUUAAACUUGAAGUCGCCUUAUGAUGCUAUUGCAUCAGCACCAUUUUCCGAAAACACGUCUUCAUCGCCAUUUGAAUAUACAAAAAAUGACUUUCAAUCACCGUAUUCGGCGAUUCUGGCAGCCGAUAAUAAUAAAGAUUUGUUUUCCAUAGAUUUUUAA